AGUCAACUAGAGCAGCCAAACAUUUAACAUGGCUAAGGACUUCGACUUCGACCAGAAAUCCGCGAAGGUGGUCUCCCCUAUCCGCCUCGCGCACGUGGUCCUACGAACCACGCCCGACAAGUUUAAAAUCAUGACAGACUUCUACAAGACCUUUCUAGGGGGAGAAGCUAGUUACGAGAACGAGUUCCUGAGCUUCAUCACAUACGACGAGGAACACCACCGCCUCGCGAUCGGCGCGAUCCCUGGUACAGGACCGAAGAAUCAGAGGACGUGUGGGCUAGAGCAUAUCGCCUUCGCCCACUCGAGCCUCAAUGAGCUCCUCCUCGCAUACCGCCAACGCAAAGCCGCCGGCAUCGACCCCUCCUGGUGCAUCAACCACGGGCCGACCACGUCCAUCUACUAUCACGACCCAGAUGGCAACAUGCUUGAGACGCAGGUAGAUGCGUUUGAGACGCCGGAGGAAGCGACCGAUUUUAUGAUGAGCAAGGCGUUCCAGGAGAACCCAUUCGGCGCGGACUUUGACCCCGAGGAGCACAUUGGUAGGAUUAAGAAGGGUGAGAGUGCGAAGAGUAUCUUGAAGCGGCCGGAUGUGGGGCACAGGGGGCCGGAGAGCUUGCCGGCUGCGGUGUUGGGAGGUCUGUAGGUCGUAGGUACGAAGGGUCCUGCAAUAUCAAAUCGUG
Molecule: messenger RNA, 680 nt
Organism: Mytilinidion resinicola
Lineage: Eukaryota; Fungi; Ascomycota; Dothideomycetes; Mytilinidiales; Mytilinidiaceae
Product: Glyoxalase/Bleomycin resistance protein/Dihydroxybiphenyl dioxygenase
Exons: 2
Coding region: 29-643 (204 amino acids)
Source: RefSeq, a predicted model, not a curated record